This is a messenger RNA of Babjeviella inositovora NRRL Y-12698, 2320 nucleotides long. RefSeq names its product ferric reductase family protein. Gene Ontology annotation, molecular function: ferric-chelate reductase activity. Gene Ontology annotation, cellular component: plasma membrane. The transcript has a single exon. Gene Ontology annotation, biological process: iron ion transport; copper ion import; intracellular iron ion homeostasis. NCBI's taxonomy places the organism in Eukaryota, Fungi, Ascomycota, Pichiomycetes, Serinales. The coding region runs from base 145 to 2286 and encodes 713 amino acids. The record is from RefSeq and is a predicted model, not a curated record.
CUGGGGUAUCUUCACCUCAGGUGCCAAGUCCAACUGGGGUAUCUCCACCUCAGGUGCCAAGUCUAACUAGGCUUUAAUCGACUAUAUAAAUGUGAGGGGAGCCCCGUGUGCAAAUAUGGCCCUACCUGUCCACCGUUCCCAACUAUGGUUAAACUCAGAUCUCUUCUCACCCUAGCAGUCGCCUCUCUCGCAGUUGUUGAGGGUAACUAUCACAUCUACACCCAUCAAGAGUAUGCUGUAAUGGCGUGCUCGGGUGUUAUCGAAAAAACCACCACCUUUUGUCCCGCAGUCGCUGGCAUGGGUCACCACAUGCACUCCCUGAUGCCUAGCUGCUACUGCACUAACGUUGUCGAAAUGGGGUCUCUUUUAAUCUGUUUGCACCAAAUGGGCUAUUACAACUUGGCCAUGGUGAAAUACCUUACCAAAAAAUGCUACCCGAACCACAUACCCGCCGCCACCGAUGCCCUGUUCUUUGAUGGGGUGUAUCAGAAUGCCACCCAGUACGUCAUCACCCCGGAAGAGACGUUGAACGCAAGCCUUGUCACCUACUCUCCUAUUUAUGUCCGUGCCACUAACGUCACCACCUAUUAUGAAGCCUACUACAAUAGAUGGUCCAACUUUACCUUGUCGCUCAACUUGGGUGCUGGGUUCUUUGCCCUCUUUGCGGCCUACAUGAUAAUCUCUGGUAUCGGUAACUGGUCGCUUAUUCUCUUCCCCGGAUUAGUGAGUAAGAUGAACGGUCCUGUGUCCAAGCGCUUUAGGGCGUUGGUAUCCUUGCCGGCAACGUUCCGCAAGGACAAGAACGUCCCUUUGAAGUUUUGGGGCGUCCCGGUCGGCUACAUCCCAACAAGACUGGAAUCGAUUGUCAUUGCUCUUCUCUGGGUCUAUCUGAUAUUGGCAUGUGCCUUUGGCUACCACAGUGUUAGUGGUAAUCCGUACUGGUCCAGGCCCAUGGGUGAAAUCAGUCGAUACAUUUCUGACAGGUCUGGGAUCUUGGCGCUUUUCAUGUACCCUUUGGUGGUUUUGUUUGCCGGGCGAAACAACUUUCUUAUCUACCUAACCCGGUGGAGUUUUGCAAGGUUCAACACCUACCACAGACACAUCUCGAGAAUCUUUUUUGCCUUCUCGCUUGUCCAUAGCAUCGGCAUGACGAUUUAUGCUUUCUCGUACCCCACCGCCAGAUACGCUAGCUGGAUGAGGGAUCCUUUCAUCACUUGGGGCGCCGUUGCUACCGUUGCCAUGGGUGUGAUGCUAGCUCAAGGGGUGAUUCUCUUAAGAAGAAAAUCCUAUGAAUCUUUUUUGAUUAUCCAUAUUGUUUUGGCAGUGUUUGUUUUGAUUGGCUGCCACUACCAUAUUGCACUGUAUGGAUACCAGGGGUUUACCUGGUCAGUUGUGGGUAUUUGGGCGUUCGAUAGAGUUGUGAGAUGGAUCCGUAUGGCGGGGUUUGAAUUCCAAGAGGCUACUGUGACGUUGAAAGCGGCUGAUACUUUGAAGGUUACAGUUCCGAAUCCAACGACCUGGAAGUGCCAGCCGGGUCAGUAUGCGUUUAUCUCGUUCAUGAAGCCGUCGAGUUUCUGGCAGUCUCAUCCAUUUACUGUGAUUUGUGAAUCAGAGAGUGAGCUCAGUUUCGCCAUCAAAAUCAAAGGCGGCGUGACCAAUGGGUUGUACAAGCAUUUGAUAACUAUGCCAGCUCACACUGCGAAAAUCAAGGUUGCGAUCGACGGUCCGUAUGGAUUCUCCUCUCCGGCUCACAAAUACAACCAGUCAUUGUUGAUGGCCUCUGGUCACGGUAUCCCAGGUUUGUAUGACCAUGCCAUGCGCUUGGCCAACACCAAGCAUUCGGUCAAGUUGAUCUGGAUCAUCAGAGACUAUAAAUCAAUCUCCUGGAUGCUCGAGGAGAUGCAGAAGUUGAGAGAAACCAAAGUGGAGACUGUGAUAUAUGUAACCAGACCUAACGAGGUGUUGGACUCUCCUUUGGGAAGCUCCGACUCCAGAGUUUCGUUCUCAGACAAGGAUGAGGGCGGCAAAGCUGAAACUUCGAACCAAUUGAGAGUGAACUCCGUUGACCAGAUUCAGAAGGAUUUGCCACACGUUUCCUUUAGAGAGGGUAGACCGGAUAUUGAUUGUAUCGUGAAGGAGGAGAUUACCCUGGCACAUGGAACCUUGGCUGUAGUUGCCUGUGGCCAUGACAGUAUGGUGGACUCAGUGAGAUGUGGAGUGGUGGCCAACUUGACUAAAUCAAAGCAUCGUGUCGAUUACUUUGAAGAAUUACAAGCAUGGGCUUGAUUGUAUAUAGGAUUGAUUUAUAUAAAUUCCGGAU